Molecule: messenger RNA, 3130 nt
Organism: Owenia fusiformis
Lineage: Eukaryota; Metazoa; Annelida; Polychaeta; Sabellida; Oweniidae
Source: the annotation of a GenBank genome assembly
CUGAAGUUCGUUUGUUAUGACGUCAUUUGUUUGUAAAUCAUGUAAAUGACGUAAUGAAUGUGACAAUGGUGACCGUCUGGUGAGUUUUGUUGAUACAUCAACAAACAUCAUCGGGAUAGCUAGUGCUAUCAUUAGAAGCUUUGACUAUGGGGCAUCUUAAAAUGGCCUAUAAGGCCUAUAAAUUCAAAGAAGGAAUGGAGAAAGUGAAACAGGCAAAAAUUAAUGCCGAGCGAGCAAGACAAGGACUUCCGCCGAUUAGACCUUGGUAUGAAGACUGCUACAUCAACUGCACUGAGGGGAUACGAGACACAAUCAUGCGUGCCUUUUGUCCAUGUUGUAUCUAUGAUCGUGAACGUCAUUUGAAGCAACAGAAAGGAUCUAAUAAUGUUAUCGGGAGACUCCUUAUCGACGGGACAUAUGAAAAUGAUUUAUUGAAAAGUAUAUUUGGCUUCAUGAGUGGAGUUGCUUUAACAUACCUGAUGCUUUGGUUCAUGAUCGAAUAUAUGAAAAUGACGGUCUUUGCUUCAACAAUAUGUGCUAUUAUCGCUGCAAUCAUUCUAUGUGGAGGUCUUGCCUUUUCUCUAAACGUGCGCUGUGUCGUCCUACUAAUGCUACCUGGGAUUUUCUCAAGUAAGGGCAGAGCACUUUUACUUACGUAUGUUUUUGUAUUGGUCAUGACGGGUCCUGUGCAAAAUUUCACCCACAAUGUACGAAUAAUGUCUGAAAGCUCAACAUGUGGCCAAGAGGUAGCAUACAAUUUAACAAAAGAAGUCGUUAAAGAGUCGCUCUCACCCGUCCACGGAAUCAUUGACGCAAUCAGAAAUGUCAUACAAGGAAUGAUGAAUCUUGCCGAAGCCUUACGGAAAGCUUUCCUCGCCGUGGUCCAAGUCUUUGCUGAAGUCGGUGCCGCCAUAAAACGUGUAUUUGCUUGGAUUGGUGCUCAAGUGAACGUUUGUAAUGAGGCCAUGGGAGAACCUUACGCCAAGUGCACCGAAUCAUUUGAUAGUGCAUACACCGAUUGCAAGGAAAAACUCGGUGUAUUUGAUUUUCUCUGUGAGAUUCCCAAGGCGUUUAGAGGAAUCUGCAACAUAGCCAGAAUUGGCGAAUUAUUAUGCCAUAUUAUGAAAACGGUUAAAAAGUUUUUUGUUGAUGAAGUUGGAGGACGGAUAAAUAAAGCUGUACAUGACGUAUACGAAAUGUUCUACGUAAACGUGACGUUGGUAUAUCAUUACAAUUUAACAACAGAACAAACAAAAAGUUUCACAGAUAUUCGAGAUGAUAUUUUAGCAGAAGUGAGAAGCAGAACAGACACAAUGAUGAAGGUUCUGAAUAUCGCUAAUACAGCAAUGGCGUUUAUGAUCCUCUGGUUAUUCGUCAAAGCAAUCCUGUACCGAAAGAAAUAUCUCACACAGGAUAAAUUUGAUAAUUUCUACUUAACGUUCAACCUGCGAGAUAUUGAUGAAAGACGCGAGGAAAUGGAGAAAGAGACUAUUUUACCACUAAAAGGACGAGAGAAGUGGACAUACAUCAAAACGUGGUCUGUUUUUAUGGCUAAACCAGAGAAGAGGAAGUUGGUAAAGGGGAUAAUAAUGCUGAUCGGUUCUUCCAUGCACGUGAUGUUUUACAUGUUUUGUGACUAUGGGCUAUAUCACAUUCUCUGGCUCAUACAAAAUCACACUCGAAUGUUGACCGAACAACCCAUACCUGGUCGUUUGCGUAUGCAUGUGGACGGAAAGGGUGUACUUGCUGAUAUGUACAGGGAACUUAUUACAACAUUCGAUCCAAUGAGCAAAGACACAACAGAACGACUGGAGGCCAAAGGGUGUUUGCCCAAUGCAAGUGCCCCCGAUUACAAACUUUACCAGUUGAUAAGUUCGAUUCUUUCCUUAUGCUUUGUGCUGGUUAUCGUAGAGGCAUACGGAUUGCGUUUACGCCACGUGAUAGCAGGAUGUUACUUUCCACAGCGAGAAAAGCAGAGAGCAGUGUGGCUUUACAAUCAUAUACUCCGUUGUAGAGGUGGUCUGCUGUUUUUCAUAAGGAGACAGUUGCGGAGAAAAUACAUGGGCGACACAACUGUUAAAAAACAUAGCAUCAAGAGUAGACUGUCUCAUCAAUUCCCACUAAUUGGAAAACUGAUGAAAUGUUUCGGGUACGAGAGAAAGUUUUGCCUAUCAUGUGGCGCACCGGGCAAGUUAUCCGACUAUGAGGGAUUUAAACAUUGUGACAACCAAGACUGCGAUGCUGUGUACUGCAAUGAUUGCUUUGAAGAGCUUAACAACAUCUGUACUGUAUGCAUGAAACCCGUCGACUAUGGGGACUACUCUGACUUCAGUGAGGAAAGAGAUUCGAGUGACGAGGAAUUUUUUUAUAAAGCAGAAAUGCCAUUGGAAGAUGAAGAUUACGAGUAUCAGAAACACCGUGGAGAGGGAAAUGACUGUGUGGAAGAAUACGUGUAUGAAAGAACAGAACGGAUCGCCAGUAAGAAGAGUGUAUUGAGCGUUGUCCCCCAGCCCAAGGAGUUGGUUUCUAUGGACCUUUUUGCCGGGGAUAACGAGUCUGACUUUGGUGAUUACGAUGAAGAAGACUUAAAGAAUUUUGAAGAGCCCAAAGUUAUGAGUUUAGGAAAAGAGGAGAGGGCAAUGAUAUCUAGUGAUCACCAUUAAUUCUGACUGUGGAAUUGAGUAACUUGGGAAACUAGGGCCAGGGACUAUCUUUUUAAAUGACGUAUCAACAAUUAUUGUAAAAUUGUAACUCCAAAAUUACAUACAUUAUUAUUGUUUGUUAACAGUUCGCAUCCAAAUACAACAUAUAAUAUUACUUUAUAUGAUAAGUAUGUAUUUUUGAAAACGAUUGUUUAAUCGACUGCUGCAUCUCCAGUUAAAUUAUUUUGAAACCUAUGCUUCAUCAAAAUGUUUUAGCAAAAUGAAAAUAUGAAUCCGUUUUGGUCCACCAUGUAUAUAUAAGUGGCAAUACAGUUAAUACAGCAAUAAUACAGCAAUACGAUUAAUAUAUUUCGUUGCCUCUUUCCAUAUAAAAUGUAAAUUUGACUUUGAAAAUUACUUAGAAUGAGACUAUUCAAUUGUUAUUCGUUAUUAUCAUUUACGUAAUUGUUAGUUAUAAACAUAUGUAG